Molecule: messenger RNA, 600 nt
Organism: Oppiella nova
Lineage: Eukaryota; Metazoa; Arthropoda; Arachnida; Sarcoptiformes; Oppiidae
Source: the annotation of a GenBank genome assembly
AUUCAUUGCAUAGGAUUUGAAAACAAAUGAAUUGUAUUUGUGUUGAGAAGUGAGUCACGAAUUGAUCGCUAGUUGUGGUCACAAAUACACCACUCGUUCACCAACUGAUCCAUAGGUCACACCAUUUGCAGAGAUAUGUCCGGAUCAGAGGAGACCAGUGUUUACGUGAAUGGACUCAAUAAUAACCAUUCAGACGAUAUGCAGAAUAACUGCAUGAAUGGUGACUUCAAUAUGGAUUCAUUCCUCUUCACCUCCGAGUCGGUAGGCGAAGGACAUCCAGACAAAAUGUGUGACCAAAUAAGUGAUGCCAUUCUGGACGCACACCUGUCUGUGGAUCCCGAGGCAAAGGUGGCCGCAGAGACGGCCACCAAAGGAGACCUCAUCGUUGUCUUCGGCGAAAUCACAUCCAAAGCCACCGUUGAUAUCGAGUCAGUGGUCAGACAGACGGUCAAAAAGAUUGGUUACGACGACCCCUCCAAAGGAUUUGAUUACAAGACAUGUCGAGUGGAGAUAGCGAUUGAACAGCAAAGCCCUGAAAUCGCUUCUGGAGUUCACCAGAACAAGAGGGAGGAAGAGAUCGGCGCCGGAGAUCAGGGACUG